This is a messenger RNA of Triticum aestivum (bread wheat), 1256 nucleotides long. Its product is annotated as zingipain-2. NCBI's taxonomy places the organism in Eukaryota, Viridiplantae, Streptophyta, Magnoliopsida, Poales, Poaceae. Gene Ontology annotation, biological process: proteolysis. The record is from RefSeq and is a predicted model, not a curated record. The transcript has 5 exons. The coding region runs from base 98 to 1063 and encodes 321 amino acids. Gene Ontology annotation, molecular function: cysteine-type peptidase activity.
GUGACGUGCUUUCCCGUCCCAACCCUAAAAUCGAUCUCCCCUCGCCGCCGUGACCAGUGACCCUCGCCGCCGCCAUCACCAGCGACCCUCGGCAACGAUGGCUCUACUUAUGAGGCUCGCUAAGGCUGGCAGGCUCAUCUGUCUGUCCCGAUCUACGCCGUCGCAGGGCGUUCCUCGGCACGUGGUCGCGUUUUCGUCCUCAUCAGGAGAUGAGCCUGCCCCAGUCGACCCCAAAAUUGGAGCAAAGGAAUCGCGUGCUGCAACUGGCCCCAACAUUGGGGGGGACUAUCCGACUGGUGCUAUCGGUCCAAUUGGUUCUGAUGGGCUACCGACAUAUGUGGAUUGGGUGAAGUUCGGCGCUGUCACACCCCUGCAAAACCAGGGCGAAUGUGGUAGUUGUUUCAGCUUUUCAGCUGCCGCUUCACUGGAGGGUCUCCACUUCAUUCAAACAGGACAGCUAUUCAAACUCUCGGAGCAGCAUAUUUUGGAUGGCAGCCAUCUGCGGAAUCAUGGAUGUGAAGGUGGUUCGGCAUAUGAGGCCCUGCUCUACAUCAAAAGGAAUGGAGGGAUUGUGUUUUCAGAUCACUACCCAUACAUAGGAAAGCAGUGUGUUCCCAAGAAACUGACUGCGCCUGGCUUGAUGAUAGAUGACGCUGUGAACUACACAAGCAUUUCAGAACAUGUUCUGAAGUGGCAGGUGGCUCAUCAGCCUGUCUGUGCAACAAUCGGGGCAGAUGACGAGUUCUAUGCAGAUGUGAAGGCUGGCGUGCUUGUCUUGGAAGGACCCAACUUCCCCCUGUCUGAAAUUUAUGACAGGGAAAUUGCACAUUCAAUUGCUAUUGUUGGUUAUGGAGCAGUCAAUCCUGGUGGCCGACAAGUUUGGCUGGCCAAGUGCUCAAAUGGCAAUUUCCUGUUGAUAGACAGAGGCAGUGGGGCUUUGGGCAUCAAUAGAAGCAUCUCAUUUCCCAUAAGAGUGUCGUGCACGCGAGAGGUCAUCAAUGUUACAGUGAAAUCUGACGAGGAGCUGGGGGCAGAACCGCGUACCAACUUAUACCCUUACUAGUGAUAUCAUCUUGUACUUAUAUAUGUCACUAUCUGAGUACUUUGUAUUGAUGGCAGAUACUACUUAUGUAGUAAUUUAAUCUUGGUACUUGUCUCAGUAAUGAUUAGUGUGCUGAGGGUGUAUCUAUGUCACUAGGUACUUGUGUACUUCUCACAGAUUCUACUUACUACUAUGUAGUAAUCCAAUUUUGAUA